Messenger RNA from Trichoderma virens Gv29-8, 2028 nucleotides. RefSeq lists its product as uncharacterized. Lineage: Eukaryota; Fungi; Ascomycota; Sordariomycetes; Hypocreales; Hypocreaceae. Gene Ontology annotation, molecular function: magnesium ion transmembrane transporter activity. Gene Ontology annotation, cellular component: membrane. Gene Ontology annotation, biological process: magnesium ion transport. The record is from RefSeq and is a predicted model, not a curated record. The annotation marks the transcript as partial. The transcript has 2 exons.
GAUGCCCUGCAGCGGUGGUCGUCCCUGAUUGGGAUCAUCACGGCCAUUGUUGGCAACGUGCUGAUUGCGCUUGCUCUCAACGUUCAGAGAUAUGCGCACACGCGGCUGCACAAGGAGCGCAAGAGGAUAAAACAGGAGGCUCGGGCAGCCUUGAAACGAGCGCAAAGCAGUAACAGCAAUGGGAGCACGCAGGUCGGCGUCUAUGGCACCAUCAUCGGUGACGAUACAGGAGAUCAUUACCAAAAUGGCCACUCAAGUACAAACGGCAACGACCGAGGGCUGUACGAUGACAACUCGGAAGACGAGCAUGAAUUCGCCGAAGACGAGCCCCUGAUGGCAUCGUUUCAAUCCAGCGCAACGACGGCGAGUUCCGACACCGACACCAAACCAGACAAAAAACCAUCUUCGAACUACCUGAAAUCGCCAUACUGGUGGCUCGGCCAGAUCUUGAUAACGUUGGGAGAAGCAGGCAAUUUCCUAGCGUAUGGCUUUGCGCCGGCCUCCAUAGUCUCGCCUCUCGGAGUCGUUGCGCUUAUAUCCAACUGCAUCAUUGCACCCGCCAUGUUUCACGAAAAGUUUAGACCUCGCGAUUUCUGGGGCGUUGUCGUUGCCGUCUCUGGUGUUGUCACUGUUGUUUUGAGUGCGAGCCAAGAAGAGACGAAGCUGAAUCCUCAUGACGUAUGGGGAGCCAUUACUACGAUGGAAUUCGAAAUUUACCUUGGCGUUACGACAUUUCUCAUUAUUGUUCUCAUGUGGGCGAGCAGGAUGUAUGGCAAACGUACUAUCCUUAUUGACCUUGGCCUCGUUGGUCUCUUUGGUGGAUAUACCGCCUUGGCCACCAAAGGUGUAUCAUCCAUGCUCUCCACCAGCUUUGUGGCGGCUUUUACAACACCUGUAACAUAUGCCCUCAUAUUUGUCCUAUUAUCAACCGCCAUUAUGCAGAUUCGCUAUGUCAACAAAGCUCUAUCCCGCUUCGACUCGACUCAAGUCAUUCCCAUUCAGUUUGUCAUGUUCACACUGUGUGUCAUCAUCGGCAGCGCAGUGCUGUAUCGCGAUUUCGAAAAGACGAAUAAGAAGCAGGCUGCCAAGUUUGUUGGAGGCUGUCUUCUCACAUUCUUUGGUGUUUUUCUCAUUACGAGUGGGAGAGAGCACAGAGAUGAUGACGAGGACAUGCUGGAUGAGAGCGACGGCAUCGAAGAAACGAUUGGGCUGACGCAGCACGACGGUAGCGUCUCAUCUUCUGCGCUUCCUCAACUACGGCAUGACCAGCGGCGGCUUAGCGUGCCGGCUCCUAAAACCCCAUCUCGCCGAUCUAGUAGAAUGUCGCGAGUUAGCUUCGCUGACAGAGUCAAGCCAGAUUCGGCUCAUGGUGCCCUCGAAGUCCCCUCAACGCAUUAUUUCGAAUCAGCACACUCUCCAGCGCAUCUCAACGGCGACGAGGCACAUGUUCUUGUAAGCAAUCCAUGGCAAGGGCUGUGGGUAAGCCCUGACCCCCCUCGAGGGGCUCGCACGGUAUCAGCGGAAACCGUCCCCACGAGAUCUGGACUGGGUUCUACGCCUGUACAACCACAUCCUCUCUCAUCUUUCAAAGAUGCUCAGGUGACUCCAUCACAUUCCACCGACAGGCCGGUUACACCUCGAGCGUUACAUAGUUCCAAAUCGACCAAUCACCGAUCAAGACCAUUUAUUUCACCUUCACCUUUCUCUUCUACAGUCACCACAGCAGUCAAGGAUGUAAUCCUUCGCGAAAACGACAGCCCAGAGGCUGUUGCAUCUUCGCUACGACGCAUACGAUCUAGCAUUCGAGCGAGCUUAUUCUUUAAUAGCGAUGACGAGGAUGCCAUCAUGCCGGAGCGCAUUGCGGAACAGCCCAUUGUUCCUUACUCAGAUGAUAAUCUGCCCGAAGCCCUGGGUCAUGAGGAUGCCGGGCCAAGCACAACCGCAAAAGUCUCAAGGGGGAGAGCUCGAAGUCUGAGCGACACAAUUGGAGAGUUUUUCCGUCCUAAAAAGCAGAAGAAGCUGGAGACG